AUGCCUCCAGUUGAGUAUUUGAGAGAGUUUGUCAACGAGUGACUAACUGCUGCUGCUGCUGAGGAAAUACUCAGAGCUUUUGAAACAACUAUCGUCGAGCUCGAAGAAGAGCUCAGUCGUCAGCGCAGACUGCUGGACAACGCCUGGAAACCUGAAAUAAAGUUACACAGGAUAGAGCCCCCACAGCCGCAUGUCUGUACGGAGGAGGAGGUUCUCUCAGACCAGCAGCUCUGUGACCAGGACAGGAACUGCAGUCUGGACCAAGAGGAGCCAGAACCUCCACAGAGUAAAGAGGAACAGGAGGAACUGUGCAGCAGUCAGGAGGGAGAGCAGCUUGUACUGAAACAAACUGGUGCCCUCAUGUUGACUCCUGCUUGUGAGGAAAGUGACCACCAGCUUCUCUCUCACAGCUCUAAUGUAGCUGAGAGCCAAGAUCAGAAAGGAGGCGAGCCUGGAGACUCAGGGUCACCAGAUGCAGAGCCAAAACAAAACAGCCAACAAGAAAAAAGCAUAAGUCACAUUAGCAACAUAUACAACCCUGCCAUGUUAAAGACUGAGUGGAACACUCACACUGGCAAAAAGUCUUUUAAAUGUCACAUUUGUGGAAAAGAUUUUCAGUAUAUGUCAAAAUUGCAGAGGCACAUGAGAAGCCACACAGGUGAGAGGCCAUAUUCUUGCAACUACUGUGGGAAAAGAUAUAGUCAGAAAUCAGUAUUAACCAGUCAUCUGAGAAAGCACACAGGCGAGAAGUCACAUUUAUGCAACACUUGUAGGAAAACAUUCAGUCAGACAGCAGACUUCAAAAAUCACGGAAGAGUCCACACAGAUGAGAAGCCACGUUCUUGCAAAAGUGUGGGGAUGAGUUCAGAUUGA
Molecule: messenger RNA, 873 nt
Organism: Chelmon rostratus (copperband butterflyfish)
Lineage: Eukaryota; Metazoa; Chordata; Actinopteri; Chaetodontiformes; Chaetodontidae
Product: zinc finger and SCAN domain-containing protein 2-like
Biological process (GO): regulation of transcription by RNA polymerase II
Cellular component (GO): nucleus
Molecular function (GO): RNA polymerase II cis-regulatory region sequence-specific DNA binding; DNA-binding transcription factor activity, RNA polymerase II-specific
Source: RefSeq, a predicted model, not a curated record